Monosiga brevicollis MX1 is the source of this 1858-nucleotide messenger RNA. RefSeq lists its product as uncharacterized. Lineage: Eukaryota; Choanoflagellata; Craspedida; Salpingoecidae. Bases 87 to 605 code for a protein of 172 amino acids. The record is from RefSeq and is a predicted model, not a curated record. The transcript has 8 exons.
GCCUCUCUGUCUCUGCCGCCCUCUCCCGACGCUCGUCGCUUGCCGUUGCCUGCAUUCCUGUCUCAUUCACAAAGUGACCAAGCGCCAUGCGAGCUGUCUUGUUGAUCGUGGUCGUUGCCCUACUGGGCAUGGCCUCGGCAGCCAAGAAGAACCCCAAGGAAUGCGAGGUGUGCAAAAAGGUCGUGUCUCGCGUCGUUGAUACCGUCAAGGAGCAGGGCAAGGAUGUCACAGACGUGGAUGCCACUGAAGCUGCGCUUUGGAAGCUGUGCCGGGAGACGAAGAAUCACAAGGAAGGCCGCUUUUGCUACUACGUGGGUGCCGCGGACGAUGCUGCCACGGGACUGGUGCGUGAGGUGACACAGCCUCUGUCGCGCUUCCUCCCCGCCGAUGCCGUGUGCAACAAGCUCAAGAAGAAGGAUUCCCAAAUUUGUGAACUUGAAUACGAUGAGCCAGUGGACCUGAGCAAGAUUGAUCUCGAGAAGCAACGUGUCAAGGUUCUGAAGAAGAUUCUCAGCGACCAAUUCAACGAUGCUUGCAAGGGAUGUCUGGAAAAGUCAGACUACAUCAAGCGUAUCCGCGAACUCAGUGCCAAGCAGGAGCUCUGAGUGCCUUUGCCGAACCCUGUCACCCACUAUCCGUCCCUACUGCGCUUCAAGCACCAGCGAGUCAACGGAUCAUGGGCAUGCAAGCAAAAAAAACCCCCCACGGCCUUGAAGAUGCGCCACUUUUCAUCCUGGGGCUUGUCUGUAUUUUUUUGUUGAAUUGGGAAGCUUUCCCUUUUUUAAAAGUGUUAGUUCUUCAAUGUUGUCACACCCCAUUUUCAUUUUCUUCUCUGAAUCUGCGGAGUGUUUCAACUCUUAAAGGGCUUGGAAGGCGGAGGAUUAGGUGGUCAAUUUGCCCCGGGCUUGGCCCGAGCGUGUCGGUGCGUGGCCUCCGUACUAGUGCGAGGGUUGCUCAGCUGAGAAUUCUUAAACAAUCGAUCUGCAACAUUCACCGGCAUCAGCCUGCACCUGGGUCAGCAUCCAUCUGCUUGGGACAUGGCGACUUGGAGUAACAAGGGUCGUGGGCGCAGCCCAGCCCAACCACUCGCCGCAAGCAUUCAAGUCUGGCAAACGCAAGCGCAUUCUGAAAUUUUACGCAUGCUUGGCGCUCUUUUUGGACUUUUUGGGUGUUCCGUCCUCUUUGCUCUUCUUAGCCUUUUUGGCUGGAGUACUGGUUUUGCUACUGCCUUUGCUGCGCUUCUUGUCGCUAGAGCGCGAACUUGACGAGGUUGAGGUAGAUGUGGCACCACCUUGGGCGCCAAAGGGAGUGAAGCGGUGGACCAGGCCGGGAAUUUGAUGAAUGGGGGCUGGUACAAGAUCGGUGGCCAACUCAGCUUCAGGUACGUCAACGUCCUCGGAGAGACUGUAGCCCGCAGAGACGUAGCGACUAAACUUGAGCUUUCCCCGCUUGACUGAGGGCAAGACGGGGGCCAACCGCUGCUCUUCAAGCUGCUCGAUGGGAUGCAAGGCAAACUUGUGACCACCGGCCUCGAUGCGCUGACCGUCGACCAGGACCGCUUUUUUAAGGACUGACGGGUCCAUCAUGAGGGGAAGCUGGAUGAGGAAGAGGCCCUCAUCGCCACCAAUAUCAUCGUGAGAAAACUUGAACGUGCUCUUGCUUUCCGCCAGGCUGCGCUCCCGAAAGAGUGAGCUACUCGAGGCCGCCAUGUUGGUGUCCCGUCUGUUCUCUCGCUGCAGCAAUGCCCUGAACGGCCGCGUAUGAGCGUGAAGAAGAGGCGGCGUUGCUCGGUCGCGGUCUGCCUCAGGCUGUGGCCGACGCGAACAGCGCCAACGUGUGCUCUGAUCUCUGAUCAACC